Molecule: messenger RNA, 2919 nt
Organism: Annulohypoxylon truncatum
Lineage: Eukaryota; Fungi; Ascomycota; Sordariomycetes; Xylariales; Hypoxylaceae
Exons: 2
Coding region: 143-2449 (768 amino acids)
Source: RefSeq, a predicted model, not a curated record
CUCGACGUUUAAUGGCCCAUGUCCACACUCAAUUCCUUCUUUCAUCUUUUCUUGCUCACCGCAUUCAAAUUCUGCCAGAUUUAUCUUCGCACUCAACAUUAGUGACGACAUUUGGCAAGUAACGCAUUGCGCAUUCAGCAAGAUGGGUCGCCGACCCAAUCCGAUAAUUGUCGAAUACUUCGAGCGCGGUCCGAAGUUGAAUGACAAUAGCAAUCGCUACCAUCAUAGGUGCAAGGCUUGUGGCGAAGAUUUUCCUAAGGGUCGCAGCGAUAGCUUGACCGCCCAUCUGCUUAAGAAAUGUCCUGCCAUUUCUCAAGCCGACCGAGUCAAUGUUUGCCUAGCAUUGAAUGGCCUGAACGACCCUGCAAAGCUCACGAACGCCACGAAUGGAAUGAAUGCUACGAAUGCUACGAAUGCCACUAGUUCCACUAAUUCCACGAAUCGCUCUCAAUUCGAUGGUCUCCUACACAAGGACUCUACUCACGGCCCGAUUUCCCCGUCUCUUCCGCCUGCUGCUCUUGCCCCUGCUCCCUCACUGGAGCAACCUCAAUCCCAAAUUUGGACGCCACUUGAGACGCUGGCUGAAGUGUCUCGUCAAUUCGAGGCUAAAGACAAGCAUGAUGACCACGUCGAGACAACCCACGAGCCUACCAAUGAUGUUCCAACAACGGCAUCAACUAGUGCUCCCAAUGCUCCUCCAGCCGCGGCAAGUGCUUCAAACACAUUCGAAGUUCAUGAACAGUUUACCCUCGAUCAUCCACCUACAACUGUCAGCGGUCAUCCCCAGAACGAUAAUGGAGAUGUCGAUUUACCAGAGAAGCCUCUGGAAAUUGCCGAAAAGCGUUUGCGAGAAGCCCUUCUCAGAGAAUUUCGUGGCCAUGACCAUGAAAAUGAGACACAUCUUGCUGCCCAGUCAGCGCUAUCGGUUGCAGCCGCAGCAGCAACCGCCCGCUUAAACAAUACCCAAAUCAUCGAUCGCCAGGUGGAUUACCAGAUGGAUCCCCAAUGUCUGGCAGAAAGGGCAACCCAAGAACAAGAAAGACAUGCCCAAUCAACAGAUAUGUUGAUUAAUUACCCACCUUCUCCGGAGACACAGCCGGCUUCUCAAGCGUAUUCAACCGCUUCGACCACACCUUGGGAUGGUAUGACAUAUAUAUCGGAGGAUAUUCAUGCACCAGCAACCGUCAACAAUCACGGUCACGGCUUAGUUGCAACAUUGAGCAAAGGUGGACGUCGUAUGAAUACGGAAAACAGCCAUCAUGGAAAACAUCAUCAUAGCCGAGCGCGUUUUGAUGAUACUCGACGAAAGCAAGUGCAAGAAGUCCGAAGAAUCGGUGCCUGUGCGCGGUGCAGGAUUUUACGAAAGAUAUGCUCACCAGGCACGCCGUGCGAAACAUGUAAAAAGGUCUCCACGCCGAGAGUGUGGAGAACUGAGUGCAUCCGUGCCCAGCUCUGUGAAGAUAUCGCUUUAUACUCGGCCGGGGUCCAGGCUGUCAUGUCCCAAAAGCGGAUUAACGGGUAUAAAAGUACCCAUGAGCUAGAAAACUGUGGGGUAGUAGUGGAAGUAUCCCACUUCCCUACUACUGGAAUUAAGGUCGCAUUUCAGGUUCUUAGAGGAGUGGCCAAGGAUGGUGGGGCAGAUAAUGCCACCACCCAUCGAGCCCUCCUCAUCGAUAACAACGCUGAGGAUAUCGCCGGGAAAGUAGAAAGUUAUAUGAGGGACGCUCUGCCGGAGCUUAUCCGGCAAGAACCAUCACACUACAUCCGAGUCACUCUUGACACGGCCGUGUCGGUUGCGACCCAGACCGGCGAUGAGCUCCUGAAGAAAGCCUUAGAGUUCUGGGGGGUUGUGGAGCUCAUGGACAGAGAGCGGCAGUGGACCAUGUGCGCGUUCUCACCAAACGGUGAUGGCGAAGAAUAUUGGAUAGACGAUACCGCCGAUAGCGAGGCCUACACCAAUAUUUGUUUACAGCUCACUGCGGCGGCGGAACGUAAAGCAUCCAUUGCUAGUAGGAGUUUGCUUAGCGAAAUCCAACGCCGCCUCCAAGAUGGGAAGAUUAAACAUGGGUUUCCCAUGUUCUUGGUCGUGAUACUCUUCCUGAACUGUAUCGAGAAGACGACUUGGGCUUUCAAGGUGUGGGAAGAGGAAAACCUUCGUCCCAAAUGGCCCUUGGAGAGACCGCCCGGCAAUUUCACAAAACAAGGACAGACACUCGCCGAUCUGCUGAGAGUGCUCCUCAAGGUCCGGAACUUCCUGCCCAAGUUAGUCGCUACAGAUCCGAAUUCUCCAAUCAGGGCCAUUAGAGAUGGUCGUGUGGUUGAGUACUUUCAGCAACUAAGAAUCACGCAAGCCUACCUCGAGUCUCGCCAAGAACCUGACAAUUUCCAGCCAGAAGAUUCUCGUUCAUUGGAGUUCUUAUACGGUUCCAAGAUUCUUCUUCCGGAAUAGAAAUCAAGACUCUUUCUACAUUCCUACCCUACCUACUAGGUACUAGAUAAACAUGAGGACAACGACGUCUCACGACCCUCACGAUGCUUACGCUAUACUAUCGACAAACCGCAUUUUCCCAUUUUUUCACCAUCGGCGUUACUUGGAAGACAAAAGUUACAGUUCUGACCAAGAUACCCCAUUUUCCGGUUUUUUCAAACUCCCUCAUCAUGACUGGAGGGAGAUUUGGCUUUUUCUUCGGCUUUGGCUUUGGCUUUGGCUUUGAAGCCUUAGGCUUUUCAGUACCCUCCCUUGGUCAUAAAUUGGCCUUGGGUGUGGGAAUAUGGUCCCAGAUUCAUUACGUACUCACUAAUUGACGUAUUGCCCCCCUUUCCCCCAAAUAUUAUGAUGUGUUCUUUGGUUGUGAUUAAUUGUGCGCGUGAUUAUAGUAAUAGAAACAGUAGGUUUCUCGUACGCUAGACAAGUUCCUG